Molecule: messenger RNA, 567 nt
Organism: Dentiscutata heterogama
Lineage: Eukaryota; Fungi; Glomeromycota; Glomeromycetes; Diversisporales; Gigasporaceae
Source: the annotation of a GenBank genome assembly
AGGAGGACUUGCAAAAAGGAAUUUUUGUUCAUCUAAUUAAAAAUGCAAGAGCAGUAUUGGGUCGUUCGCCACGUCUAAAUGCUGUAAAUAUUGCUCUUCAAAACAGCGGAAUUGAUUCACCAAUUAUGGCUCUGUGCUGUGAUGUAAUACAAAAUGACUUUUUUGCCGAAUGGACUUUUAAGGAUCUGAAAGAUAACUUUAAAGAGGCAUUUGAUGUUUUAUGUAAUAACAAUUUCGAACCAUUGCAAUUGGUAUUAGCAGUAGCUUUACUCAAGGAAUUUGUAAAUGUUUUUUGGAAUUCACUAGAAACAAUACAAACCAUAGAAACAGAACCAAUUAAAUGUGAUGCCGAUAUUGAAGAAUGCUUUUGCAAUACACAAUCUAGGACAUUUCAAUGGCUAGCCGACUUUGACUGGGAUGAAAGCAACAAUAAGAUUGGUUUCAUAGCUUAUCAUUGUUAUGACCAAUACAUAGAAGCAGAAGAAGCGUUUAAUCCACUAUAUUUGCGCUGUCAAGAAAUGCAAUUUGAAAAUUUUUUGAACCAAGCUUUAAAUAACUUGUCAACAA